UUCGGGUUAGGGUCAUGGACACUACUGCAUCUGUUUCACUAUUGCUCUGGGACCGCGAAGCCAUAUUUCUCAUAGGCAAGUUUGCAAAUGAAUUGAAGGAAGGAUUACUUGAGAAUACUGGCGGUGUUGAUAAGCCUUCCUGUCCAAUGGAGUUGAAUAAUAUUCUUCAGAGAAAAUUCAUGUUUAAGGUUAUUGUCAAGAGCUCGAACCUUCGUUUGCAAGAUGAAGCUUAUAGUGUUGUUAAGCUUACCGAUGAUGACCACCUGAUACAGAAAUAUAGUCCUGCUCCACCUUCAGAUAAUUUCACCGACCCUGACUUCAAUACUGAUCAAGGCGUAGAUGGAGAGAAGGAAUGCGAGGGCUCUACUGAAGAUAACGAGUUGAUCGAUAUUGCAAACGCACCUGCCAAGAUAGGUAUAGUUAAUGCUGCAACAAUGGUUGAAGAAGAUCCGAAUGUACAGUUGUCUGGAAAUAAGAUCAAGAGAGUGUUUAAGAAGAAGAAAACAGCGUAAGGUGUUUGCAUAUGUAACAGUUGGAGAA
Messenger RNA from Nicotiana tabacum (common tobacco), 540 nucleotides. The record is from RefSeq and is a predicted model, not a curated record. Lineage: Eukaryota; Viridiplantae; Streptophyta; Magnoliopsida; Solanales; Solanaceae.